This is a messenger RNA of Maniola jurtina (meadow brown), 5347 nucleotides long. RefSeq names its product elongin-B (gene EloB). The record is from RefSeq and is a predicted model, not a curated record. Gene Ontology annotation, molecular function: protein binding. Bases 119 to 478 code for a protein of 119 amino acids. Gene Ontology annotation, biological process: transcription elongation by RNA polymerase II. NCBI's taxonomy places the organism in Eukaryota, Metazoa, Arthropoda, Insecta, Lepidoptera, Nymphalidae. Gene Ontology annotation, cellular component: VCB complex; elongin complex. The transcript is spliced from 5 exons.
CUAUGUCUAUGCGCCAGCUGUCACUCAAUUUCAAUAUUUAAUUUCGCUUCGUACGCUUUGAAGAAGCGUUUUUUAUAUUUUAAACGAAUAGUUUGUAGUUUUUAAACAUAUUAGCAAAAUGGACGUCUUUCUAAUGAUUAGGCGAAAAAAAUUAACCAUCUUCACAGACGCCAAGGAUACAACGACUGUUCUAGAACUGAAGAAAAUGAUAGAGGGGAUCUUGAAGGUGCCUCCACCCAGUCAGAUGCUCUUCAACAAAGAUAGCCAGCUGAUGGAGGACGAGAAGACUCUGGCAGAGUAUGGGCUCACUUCAGCCACAGCCAAGGCUCAAUGUCCCGCCCCCAUUGGACUUGCUCUAAGAAAAGAAAACGGUGAAUUUGAGGCUCUGGAUUUGACUCCAUACUCCUCGCCCCCCGACCUGCCUGACGUGAUGAAGUCCCAGGAAACCAAUGGACAGGAACAGAUGGACCAACACUAAGCGGCGCGACACCUGCACAGACUCUACACCACACGAUGCGACUGUCAGCCUCGUAUCGAAAGUGAGCUUAGUUCAAGUCAAACUAAUGCUACCUGAAUGAUAGAUGCAGACGAUUUAUUAAUUUUUACAAAUAAACUUAUUUUUGUUAACGAUUUUUUUAUAACUUGUGUUCGAUAUUAAUUAAGGAGCUGGCAAACAAAACCACGUAGUUUGAUCGAAAUACUUUUUUUUUCUUUAAUUCAGACAUUUUUUUGUCAAAUCGUGUUUCGCACACUGAAUACAAAUCUGAACUCAUUUCCAACCAUGGUUUAAAAGUGUGUUAAAAUUGAGUCCAAAGUUCGUGAUUUCGAACAAGACGUUAUAAAAUCCUCCUAAUUAUAAGCACAAAAAUGUUUCUACAUAGAAACAUUUUUUGUGCUUAUAUUAAAGUCUCGAACAGACAUCUGUUCUAGACUUUAAAACUAUCCCACUGGUCUCAUUAGAAAGGCAAUAAUGCGAAGUGUUUUUAUUUUAGCGUAGUAGCACACGCCGGGAAUCCGCUAGUAGAAUAGUUUUAGAAGCUUUCAUUCAGUUCUUUGCUCCUGUAAAUUUUAUUUUGCGCAAUUACAUAGUUUUGUUCGCCAGCUCCUCUUAUUGUAUUUAAAGAAAACAUCCAGGUCCAGAAAAUAUACGAUACGAUUACAUUUUAAGGGUUGUCAUCCACUAUAUGGGACCAUACCAAAUGUUGCAAUAGUACACUAGACUCAAAUUUGAAAACAAUACACAAUUAAAUGUGUAUUAGCAAAUAAAGCAAUCUGUAUAGGACAAAAGUUCAAUGAAAAUUUAAAAUCUACCAAAUAAUCUAACAAAUAUUUGUCAAUAAUUAAAAUUUUCACACAAUAUUUUAAGAAAUAUUAAACUUUUAAUAUCCUACUAUUUUAAUGUAGACAAAAUAUAUUAUACUUUUGUUUGUAUGAUAUCGCGUUACUUUUUGUCAAUUUUUUUAUAAUCCGAGGAAAUGUAUAUUUUGUUUGUAAUGAAAAUGUGAGUACUCUACUUGUCAAACCGGAAUGUAUGAAAUUUUGAGUGUUUGUUCGAUUGUACAGAAUAUAAUUUAAAAGAUUUCUAACUGGACUUUUUUAUUUAUAACUAGCUAGAAAUUCUAGACAUUUUUUCUUAGUGGGAGUGCAACAUUAUAAAGAGAACUUAUAUGCAAAAUCUUAAGUUUCUAGAAUAAGCUUUUGUGCUGUUGCUGUGUCAGUCAGUAUGUUAGGUCCCAUGUAGUGGAUGAGUUAUGGAGAGGCGUAUAUUUCUCCUAGUUGAUUAAUGCUACUAACAUUGUGAUCUGGGCCCUGGUCUUUAUGAUAUUCAAAUGAAAAAGCAUUUUGAUUUGAUUUCUAAAUGCUAGAAAAAUGAUUUUUUGUCGUAAAAAUUAAAUUGCGUGCAAUGGUCUUUAUGUUAAAUACGCUACGAAUAAGGUUCAAUUUGAUUAAUUCCCCAGGGCCCUAAAAAAGUAGUUUCGCUUACGUUUAACUUUAUCCUCCGUAUGAAAUUGAUAUUGAUUUUGUUAUUUGUAGUAUUUUUGUGGCGCUUUAUGCAAAAGGGUUUGUAGUUAACUACUAAAGAGACAGGUAUUUUUUAAUUUAAAGUGCCCCAUUACGUUAAGACACCAUAGUUAGACGCCUUUGCAAAUAAAGUAAUACAAAAUCCGGAUCACUGUAAAAAUACAUUUACAUAGGUACCAGCAUGGAUACAGAGUAACAUUGUAAAUAAUAAAAUAUAGUUAGUUAAAAUAUGCCUCGAAAAUUUUAUUAAAGAACUUCGGAAUGAAAAGAUUAAUUUGCACUUUAAGCACUCCUGAAGCAGGCAGCGUAUUUUUGAAGUGCACUUGGAUAUGUAUGGUGUUGAAUAUUGUUAUUUUCCAUUUGUCCUAAGACAGGUAAAAAUUCAUGAUCAUACAGCCUAUUGAGUUGUGUAAAAAUUCUUGAGUAUUAUAUGGUGUCUUAGCGUGAUUGGACCCAUAUCGUGAUACUUGUAUUUAUUGCAACUAAGUGUUGCGUCUCUGUAUAUCGAUUACAAUCGAUUGUAUUUUAGGAAUAUUGUCACCUAUCGACCAUCGUUAGUUUCAUUCGACUGCCCUAGCGAGUAUUGACAUUUGUAUCGAUUCUUUAUUUACAAAAUUCAAACUUAACUAAAUUGAAAGCAUUGAAGAAAAUAGUUUUCAUUUUCAUUCUGUCCUCUAUAAAAUGAUUUUUUGUUUAGUCUCUUCAGUUCUUUCAGUUUAGUUUGAAUUUGGUAUAGAAUCGAUACUACCUAUAAUAUAAUAUAAUGUAUUUCAAAUAAACAUUUUUGUAGUAUUCAGAGCUCUUAAAGUUCUGCUUAAAUAUCGAUCUGUAUAUUAUGUUGUUUUCUUAGCUUUUCCGAUUACAUCUAGUGGUCCAUUUUUGUGAUUAAUUGUUUUCAAGUAUUUUGUCAUUAGUAAAAUUCUGUAAAGGUCUGUCUACUAUCUCGAACCGUGCCCAUCCCCAUCCUUAUAACUGAUUUUAAAAACAACGUAGCGUUGGCGUGAACGCAAAAUCCGGUAUGUAAUUUUUAGAAUCUUCGUUUAUUAUGCUAUUUUGUUCAGUUUUAAAAGGCGCAAGCAGAAAUCCGCUCUUUAGCGUACGUGUGUGCUAGUUCAAGCUAGGUUUCUAUGUGAUUUCAAUGUAAAAGUAAAGCAAAUAUUUUUCAAAAAAAUUAAGUUUAAUAGUCUUCUGAAAACUUGUGAUUUUGCACAUACCGGAAUUUGCAUGCGCAGCGACGAUAGUCCCUUUAUCGCUUCAUUUGCGGAUUGGUACGGUCCUGUAUAGUGGGCAUAGACCUUUAACUGUUCAACACUAAGUACUUUCACAGCUUUGUGCUUAUACGACUGUUUUUAAUUAUAAGUCAUUCUGUAGGAAUAAAAUAUUGUACCUAUUAAUGUAAAAUUUGUUCGUCAGAAGGAAAAGAUAACUUCUAUAAAAGCGUUUUUAAGCGUCUUUUGCACGCUACGCUCAUAGGCCAGGCCUUAAAACAUUGAGUAGGAAAAAUCAUAAUCAAUUUAUGUCUUUUCUCCAUUGUUAAUUUGUAUUUGGAAUUAGGGUUAGUGCACAUUAUACUGCCGAUCUACGCUCACGGUCCUAUCAUAUCACAUUGCUGUCUCAUUCAUCCUUUGAAUUGUAUAAAAUUGGCAUGAGAGCCCGUAGGUUUUGAGGUGUGCUGGAAACUGAAACUUAGUUGUUGGUUCUUAAGACCUGUUUUGCAUUGGCUUUUCUUUUUUUAAAUUUAGUUUCUUACUUGAUUUUGGCAAUUUUUGCUGAUGACAAAAUAUCUAGAUGUGAGCCAUAAUGAAGCCAGUUCAAAUAAAACUUGACUUUAGGUUUCAAAUAUUUUGAGGUGAUGAGAUUUACAUUUUCACAUGAAACAUACUUUAUAAGAUCGUAAAAUUGUGAUUUUUGUUAGUUUCAGCUUCCAAAAAGUAAUUCCUUAAAAUUGCUUGCGGGCUAUUGGGCCAAAAUCUUAAUUCUUAUUAAUUAUAAAAAAAUGAUGUUUAAAAUUCUGUAACUAGUCCUAUUACGAACAAAUAAAAGUUUUUUAUAAAUCGAAACAGUGUUUGAUUGGACCAAAGCAAACUAAGUUUGACUAAAACUAAUCUAACUAUUCACAUGUUGGUGUGCAUCAACCCUAAUGUUAAUAUUAAGUAUAAAUUAAUCAAUCAUUAAUAAUAAAAUUGGGAAUAUGCACUUUACUUUAAAUAUGGGUUGACUAAUCUGAAACAUUUGCCGAAUUGUUGUUAACAAAACUAAGUAAGAGUAAGUACUAAAAAUGGUGUUGUCCUUUUCAUAAUUUCCUUUGCGGAAAAGGGCAAAAUGCUAUAAGUUCUAUUAAAUACUGUUAUGUUAAUUUUUCGUACAAUAAAAUUGCUAGCAUAGACAAAUUCGACUACGCGUAUUUAGUAUGGUAUGUACCUAGGUACACCAGGAAGCAAAAAAAAAUUGUAGUGUAAAGAAAAUUCGAUGUACAGCCAUGUUUAUUUAAAGAUUUCCAUUUCUGAGAAACAUUGUGGUUAAUUUUGUUGUACAAAUCUCUAAACUAAAGUAAAUUAACAAGGAUUAAAUCUAUUGUUAUCCUUUUCCGCAGGGAGCAUUAUGAAAGGGAUAGCAAUAUAUUUAGGACGCGUCAUUUUAGUUUAGGAUUGUGUAGAACAGAUUAUGCCAGAAUACUAUGUCUGUUACAAAAAUAAAUACGGUAUUAAUCUGACGAUAGUUUAGUAUGGACUAAUAGGUAGAAAGGGUAAUAUUUAAAUGCACUUUAAAUAAGAUAAAAUGGCGCAACGCAUUAUAUGCUGUUUUAGGCUAAAUUUAUAAACUCCUUAUAUUAACAGAAGUAAAAAAAGUAUGAUAGUUAAGGGAAAGUAAAUGUCAAUCUAAACAAGGUACUGAAUAUCUGUAAUACCUACUAAACCUCCAAAAUAAUCGUUUUUGAUCACGAUAAAGUUGAAGUGGGUAGGUACCUAUUUAUAAUAAUUUUUGAUUAAUUGUGCAAUUAAAUAUUGUCCACAGGAAAUAGCUAAUUUAAUAGGGUAACAUAGGGGCUUUUUAUAAUAUUAUAGCAGAAUGUAGCAGUCUAAAACAAUUUUUUUUUUCUUUUGCAGAUUUUGAGUGCAAUAUAAAUUUUUUGAAAGCCAUUUUGUUUUGUUAAUUUCUAGAAAAAGUAAAUUUAGUUUUUUGUAUAGCUGAAUUAGUCAUUAUUAUUAUUAAAUAACAGAAUUGGUUCACCGCAAUUUAGUUCUUAUAAACACUGUAGUUUAGUUUUUAGUCAGGUCAAUUUCUGAUGUGUAGCUAGCUAAUAAACAGCUUAAAAAAUAAUUAA